CGAAAUAAUUAUAAAGCACUCGUUUCUUUUGUUGGAGAAAGCAAAAACAGUUUUCCGACAAUAAAUCUAAUUGCUUUGCUAUUGGUUUAAAGUGAUUCUUGAAGUAGAAUACUUCUACCAUCACGGUGUCGCGAUUAUUGUGUCUAGCUUCCGGAAGUGCGUUUUCCGGUGAAAGUUAGUGUCGCUGGAUUAGCACGGCAACUGCCGCCACUUUUGCAGUACUAUAAUUCAAAAACCUUCCUUCGAGAGUAUCCGACCAGUUUGAAUCCUCCUGUAGUUUAUUAGCAGUGAACAAAAGCGAGCAAUUCUCGGCCAAAGAUAACCUUCAAGAUGGAUGCUUUGCCGGGACUAGUCUGCAUUACUAAAAUCAAGCCGAAUGCGGUCACCCGUAGCUAGCUGCGCUGUUACCUGUUAAAUAGAGGGAAAUCCUUGUCUAGGUGUUUUUAGAGGAAGCGUAAUAGUGCGAGUAAUUUCUUAUAGAUUUGUGUUUUUUGAGCAGCGACAACAUUUUACAUUGUUUUAACUUACCUAGAGAACCAACCCAACCAAUCCCAGUGAGAUUUUGUGUACAUUUCUAAGAGUGUUUCGAAUCGUUGACCGCAGAGUGAUUAAAUACGAAUAGUACCAUCCCUAUUGCACUAUAUUUUGAACACCGUCAAGAUGGUAAAAGAAAAACCGAAUUCAACCAGAAUCUACGAUAAGGAUGGCUAUCGACGACGCGCCGCGUGCAUCUGCGUACGAUCUGAAGAGGAAGCUGAAGUUUUACUAGUAACAUCGUCUCGCCGUCCUGAGUUAUGGAUAGUGCCAGGUGGAGGAGUUGAACCAGAGGAGGAAUCCUCAUUGACAGCAACCCGUGAGGUUCUCGAGGAAGCAGGAGUACUUGGAGAGCUGGGCAGAUGUCUGGGAAUUUUCGAAAAUACAGAGCACAAGCACCGAACCGAAGUCUUUGUCAUGGUAGUUACUCAAGAGCUAGAGGAAUGGGAGGACUCGAAAACCAUCGGUCGCAAGCGUCAAUGGUUCACGAUUGAGGAAGCUCUCACGCAGUUGGCUCGUCACAAGCCGACCCAGCGUCACUAUUUGCAGCAAAUGCGCUUCUCGAAAAAUAACGCAUCAUCGACCGAGAACUGCAUACACGUGGUAAGUAAUGCGGCGGACGACGAGCUAGAAGGAGAGUCUGUACAACCAACAUCAUCGACCGCCAGAACAGCAAACAGAACGGAAGAGACAGAUGGCACAGACCAAGACCAACAAGAAGUACCAGCGGAAGAAAGCGCUUAGGUCAUUGGCUCGCUUUUGAUGCUGGCACAGCGAUUCACGACACGGGAAAAAUUUCCGCUAAAUGUUGCCUUCACUUCCGCCCUCUUAUCAAUCUGGACCACACGUCCUACGUCAUCAUUAACCAUUUGAGAUUGCCGUAGUUAUGUGCAUUGUCUUGCGUUGAAACUGUGGUCGUAGUCCAAAUUACAGCCUUGAACUCAAAUCUUUCAAUGAAUUCAACCUUGCCCCAUUCAACCCCCUUUAUCGAAAAAAAAUUGUUUGACUUCUAACAAACCUAAAAAGGCAAUUCCUCGAGAAAUCUUCGUACCAGCAAACUGCUUGCUAUAAAAUUUCCAGCUAAAUAAAUGCAAGUCGAAAGUUGUUCACUGUUUCAAUAGAAAUCUGCGAUCCACAAAAAAUGUCAACUUCAUUCGAGAAUCCAAGUCUUGUAAUUAUAUAUACAGCUUUUUUGUCUAAAGAUCAGGAAAACAUAAAAUCUGGAAGCAAAUCCAUUUUCAGGCGAAACGAUAUUUUCAAAUCCCAGUCUUACAAUCCGUACUCAGCCACAAGAUAAGUCAUUGAUUUAAUCAAUGCAAACCAAUAAUCAUAGGUACGCAUGACAUUUCGUCGAAAAACAGUAAAUUAUUUGAACAACUAAAUACUGAUUGAUUUAAAAUCAUUUUGAAUAAUUUGUUUAAAAUUUGUUUAAAAAAAUCAUUGCAUAAAAUGCCCUAAUAAUUUAAGCCUAGGUACGCAUACUUUAACUGACUAUUUACGUUGAAAAUCUAACAAAUUACUUUUUGGAGAAAUGUCAUAAACGCAAACAAUAACACUAUAAUGGUACAUCUUGAAAAGUACCCUUGUAUGUAUUCAGCAACCCACGAUGAAGUCAUAAUACAGAUAACCUAGGGAGAAUAAUAAUACGACACAACCUUAAACUAAUGCGGAAACAAGAAUAAAGUUUAACGCUUCCUAAUCAAUUAUGUGUAAAAUUAGCCUAAUACUGUCAAAAAUCAAACCAAUUAAGCAGCUUGAAACCCGAACGAACUCACUCACCGCCAGCCUACCUUGUAUAUCUACAUAUUUUACAAUCAAAACUCAAGUUUUGCUGGAUUUUGAUUAAACAGUAUCUGUCCGCGAUACGAUACGAUUUCAUUCCCUCAUUUUGCAGAAAUAUCCCAUCUUUAUGGAACAGAUAUAUUUAUGUUGUGGGAAAUCGAAAUCUAACUACAUAUUCGCUUCAUGCGUUAGUUUUACUCACCACGAGAUUGAGCCUGGAAUAACUGUUUAUAGCUUCCAUGCGAACAAUGAUCGAAAUACAUAGCACACAAAGAGGCAAGAAGAUAUCAUUCAAACACAAAAUCGCAGUCGAAAAUUGAUGCUACCAAUUACAACGUAAAUAGUGGUCGAAAUGUGGUUGGACAAAACACAUGAGUUGUGCGGGAAAUAACGGAAAGUGAUGAACAUUAGAAUUUCUAAAUUAUACUUUGAAUACUUACACGAAUAAUACAUUAUGAUAAUUUAUAUGACAGCGAUAAAUGUAAUUAUUGUCAGGAGGAAACUAGAGAGCAAAAGGAAAAUCUUUAAACAAGAAAUGCA
Messenger RNA from Sabethes cyaneus, 2856 nucleotides. It is a transcript of the gene Aps, whose product is annotated as diphosphoinositol polyphosphate phosphohydrolase 1. Gene Ontology annotation, cellular component: cytoplasm; nucleus. Gene Ontology annotation, molecular function: bis(5'-adenosyl)-pentaphosphatase activity; diphosphoinositol-polyphosphate diphosphatase activity; bis(5'-adenosyl)-hexaphosphatase activity. The record is from RefSeq and is a predicted model, not a curated record. NCBI's taxonomy places the organism in Eukaryota, Metazoa, Arthropoda, Insecta, Diptera, Culicidae. The transcript is spliced from 4 exons. Bases 661 to 1278 code for a protein of 205 amino acids. Gene Ontology annotation, biological process: diadenosine hexaphosphate catabolic process; diadenosine pentaphosphate catabolic process; diphosphoinositol polyphosphate metabolic process.